Molecule: messenger RNA, 3958 nt
Organism: Mus musculus (house mouse)
Lineage: Eukaryota; Metazoa; Chordata; Mammalia; Rodentia; Muridae
Gene: Zfp248
Product: zinc finger protein 248
Exons: 7
Coding region: 963-2390 (475 amino acids)
Biological process (GO): regulation of DNA-templated transcription
Cellular component (GO): nucleus
Source: RefSeq, a predicted model, not a curated record
CUGCAAACACCUUUACUUCUUACAUAAAGUAACCCUGGUUUCUAGACGCCUUCAACAGCAUCAUUUUACAAUACAGAGUGAGACAGGAGCUGACUCCGUUUUCCAGGCAACAGUCCUUCUUCCAACACUGGACGUGGAGACCCCACUACGAGCACCGUUGGGCGCACCGCCCCUUCCUCUGCGCAUGCGCAAACUGCAGUCCUGCUCCUGGUCCAUCCGUGGCCUCGCGUACCUCCUGGGAAACAACUCCUGGCCUUCGGCACGGUGCACUGCAGGAGCGGCGGCUACUACUAGGGAGCCCACCCUCGCAGGGGGCCUUUGGACUGGUCCCUAGGGCGCAGUGUUUGGAGUGGAAGAGGAAAGUGGUUAGCUAGCCACCAAACCUCCUGCCCCCUCACACACCCGGGAUCCCAGUUCUGAAUUUGGUUCUCGCUCAUGUGUUUUGUGAAAAUGACAGUGUCCUGAAACCAUGGAAGACUGUGUGCUCGCCGAAAGUCUGGGACAAGUUUAAGGAGAGAGCUUUCCCUCCUCCACUCAGAGCAGAAAAUGAACAAAUCCCAGAUUCUCCACACCCAACUUCAUGUUCCUUCUCCUCUGCCAAAAAAUCAAAAGAGUCAACAUCAACAAAAUCCAAAAAUUGAAAAUAAGACAAAACGAAAAGUACACUUACACAGGAGCAAGUGUCGUUCAAGGAUGUAUGCGUGGAUUUCACCAAGGAAGAGUGGUAUUUGCUGGACCCUGCCCAGAAGGUGCUUUACAGAGAUGUGAUCCUGGAGAAUUAUAGCAACUUCGUCUCCGUAGGGCAUUGUGUUACUAAGCCAGAUGUAAUCUUCAAGAUAGAGCAAGGAGAAGAUCCCUGGAUACCAGAAAAUGGAUUCCAGUGCCACCCAGAAAGGAAAUGGAAAGUGGACGACCUAUUAGAGAGCAACCAGGAAAAUCAAGAUGGACAUUUUUGGCCACUCAUGUUCACCAACAAGAUCACAAACCUAGAGGGUGGAGGUAACACAAGAGAAACUCCCAGUCCAGACAUUGACUCUGUAUCUUCAAGAAGUUUUCUGCUCAAAGUAUGUGACUCAUGUGAAAUGAAUUUAAAGAAUGUUUCAGCUGUAAUUAUUAGCAAAAAGAACUAUUCCAGAAAGAAGCUUAACGAGUUUAAUAUACAUAAGAAACCACUCCCUGACAGUAGGCGUGAGAAGAUUCCUGUAGGAAUAAAGUCAUGUGACUAUGAUGGGGAAAGGGAUGGCGUCCGUCUGUGCCGGGAUCUCGCUCGGCCAGUUUCUCAUCAGCCUUUUGAGUAUAACGAAACAGGACAAGGCUUCUGCGAGGAAGUGGCCCUUUGUACAAGUCAGAACUCUCAGCUAGGGGAGACUCUCUAUAAGCACACUGAAUGUGGAAGAACUUUCGUUGACAGUUUGAAGCUUAGUGUAUCUCAGAAAACACGUUUGCAUACAGAACUUCAUGAGUGCAGUAUUUGUAGAAAGUCCUUCUAUGUGGAUUUGCAGUUUGGACAUCACACAGCUCUCUCAGGAAGCAGUCCUUACGAGCGUAACGAAUAUGAGAAACUCUUCUGUGACGGUACAGCUUUCAUCGUCCAUCAGGAAGCUUACACGAGAAAGAUCGCCCAAGAGUAUAAAGUGAGUAACAGAACUUGGGGAAAGCCAGCUCUCUUCAAACAUCAGAUAAUACAGAUGGGAGGGAAACCCUAUGAAUACUAUGAAAACAGGAAAAAUUUCAGCAAAAAAUCACAUCCCACCCAGCCUCGAAGACCUCACGUGGGAGAAAAGACGUUUGAAUGUGGUGAAUGUGGUAAAAUGUUUUGGGAGAAAUCGAACCUUACCCAGCAUCAGAGAACACACACCGGAGAGAAACCGUAUGAGUGUACCGAAUGUGGGAAAGCCUUCUGCCAGAAGCCACACCUUACCAACCAUCAGCGGACACACACGGGAGAGAAACCCUAUGAGUGCAAGCAAUGCGGAAAGACGUUCUGUGUCAAGUCAAACCUUACUGAGCAUCAAAGGACACACACUGGGGAGAAACCCUAUGAAUGCAACGCAUGUAGGAAGUCCUUCUGCCACCGGUCAGCCCUAACUGUCCAUCAGAGAACACAUACAGGAGAGAAACCAUUCAUAUGCAGUGAGUGCGGGAAGUCGUUUUGUGUGAAGUCAAACCUGAUUGUCCAUCAGCGAACUCAUACAGGGGAGAAACCCUACAAGUGCAACGAGUGUGGGAAAACGUUCUGUGAGAAAUCGGCGCUCACCAAACACCAGAGAACUCACACAGGGGAGAAACCCUAUGAAUGUCACGUGUGUGGGAAGACCUUCAGUCAGAGGUCGGUACUUACCAAGCAUCUGAGAAUCCACACGAGGGUGAAAGCUCUUUUAGCAUCCUGAGUGUUUAGCUUUCGCAUGCCUGUCAAGUCCAUUGUAGUUUUAAAAAUGAGCUUAGAGCCUGCCAAAGAAUACCACAGAGUACUAGAAAAUACCAUCGUGUUGGAAUGCAUGGAAGCUUUCAAGAAAAGAAGAAACUUUCAUUUGAAAGAUUGUAUUGAAGGGAAAUUAUUCAUAUAAAUAAUAUGGUAAUAAACUUAGAAAUUAAAUUGUAUAAUGUCUUCCAAAUCUGUCUUUUAAAUAUAAUGGUUAAUAUUAAUUUUACUUGUAUUCAUAGGAAAGUAUGAAACUUAAAAAUGAGCGUCUACAGCAUUGACCAUACAUGUAAAGACAGCCGGUGUUUAUAGACCUUGUGUGAGUAUGUUAAUGUAACAGAAGUCUAGGAAACCCUGGAUUUAUGAUUUAUUGGAACCCAGAAAGGAUGUGAGGAAGAUGAGCCCUUAGUUUAGCAACUGUUAUGGAAUACUUUCACACUAAAUACCACCAGCGUUUUUAUAGGUUGAUAGGAUUAUGUACGCUUCUGAACAUAUUUGUGAAUGUGAUCUAGAUGUGUGAAUAUGUAAAUAUACCUGUAUGCAUGUACCUGUACACAAAUGGUGUUGUCACAAAGGCAGCUCACACCAUUUAAAAGUGCUGAUGAUUGUUAAAAUGUCAGGAUUUUUGUGGCUCAAUUGUCUAAUAUUACAUGAAAUUGCAGCUCAAUUAUACUGAGAGCAAAGGAAAUAAACAACACUUGUCAUUCCUAACACUCUGCUGUAUCUCACUGCUGUCUUGGCUGUGUACCAUCGGUCUCCAUGCUGAGAGUGCUGUAGAGUGGUUCACUAUUGUAUAUCUCCUUCAGUUACCUCCCAUGUGUGCGUGCACACACACACACACACACACACACACACACACACACACACACACACACACGCCAUUGCUCCGCUCAUGUUGGUAGCUUGCCCUUAGGACGUUUAUACUGUAGGAACUGAUAAAGCAUGUGUCAGAGCUUGAUUUUCUCAGAGAAGCCGUGUGUAUAUAAACUAUGUGGUAGAUUUAAAAUAUAAACUGCCCCUCUUUGUAUUUCCUAAAAUAAAUAAAUGGCUCUGGCCAUCAUUGUCAAAUUGCCUCUAUAGUAAAGAAGCCAAAGAUGGUUUACUGAGCCUUUUAAUUACCUCAGAACUAUCCAGUUCUAAAUACUACCAGUCUCGAUAGCUUGGUCAGUAUAUGCUUCAAGUAACAUUAUUAUAUUCUCUCUCUCUCUCUCUCUCUCUCUCUCUCUCUCUCUCUCUCUCUCUCUCUCUCUCUCUCUCCCCCCCCCCCCUUCCCCUCUCUCUCACACACACAUAUAUUAUCACAGACUUUUCACUAUUUUGGACCAUGAAUAAGUAUGGCCAUUAUUACCAAACUACCCAUUUGGUGAGGAAAUGAAACAGUAUAUUUCUGAGAGUUUUUCUUAGCUACCUCUAUGUCAAUCAUAUAGAUGCUGUUAAUAAAAGUGAUAUUUACAUGACUUAACUCGAGUUGUCAAUGGUAAUGCUACACUCUACAAAUUUAAAGAUGGUAGUAUAUAAUAAAAUGUUCAUAUUAUA